AUGUUUUUUAAAAGAAAACGUUGGGUAACAAUAUGUAUUUUAAGUCAAUGGACAGCUGGAUUUAUAAUUUCAAUACCAUUUCUCUGCAGACCGAAACCGUAUUGUGAUUUUUGGAUAUGGAUGCAUAUAUAUACAUUUAUAAUGAUUGUUGUAAUUCCUUCAAUCAUCUCACUUAUUACAAAUAUAAUUUUAUUCAAAUAUGCUCGAUCUUCAUCUCGUCGCAUUCAUCCAGAAACUCUUUCGGCACAAAUCAGUGUUCAUCAUCCUCAAAUAUUCUUAAUUAGACAUCGAGAUGUUUUAUUACUUCGACAAAUGAUUUCCAUGUUUUGUAUAUUUAUUGGAAGUUGGGGUCCUCUCUAUUUGACUUUAGUUCUACAACGAUUAAUCAAUAUCUCUCCAUUGGUUAUACCAAUAUUAAUGUUUAUAGCCGAAUCAGCAGUAUUAAUUGAUAUUAUUAAAUUAUUUGUUGCUAAUCAAGAAAUGAGACAAUAUUUUCGACAGAAAAUGUUCAGAUGCUUUCAAGCAUAUCAAUAA
Messenger RNA from Adineta steineri, 534 nucleotides. The record is from the annotation of a GenBank genome assembly. Lineage: Eukaryota; Metazoa; Rotifera; Eurotatoria; Adinetida; Adinetidae.